UGCUGCUCUCCAUCCUUCCCCUCCCUCCCUUUGCCAGUGAUUACUGUACAACUAGUACACACACACACACGUACACAUACACACACUUCCACACAGCCACAGGAGCAGCCAGCAUGGAGAUAAGCUAGCAUGCACAACUGACAGACUCUAUCUCUCACACACACACACAUACACACACAUACACACUGUGCAUGUGGGAACAGCAGGGCUCCUACCAGAGCCAGAGGCUAGCGCACUUCUUUUCCUUCUUCCCCAUCAGCUAAGCCUGGCCAUUCAUCAGCAUCGCACCAAGGAACCCUUCCACAGCAGGAGCUUGUGUUCUCCACAACCCAGCACCCUUCUUAUUAUCUGCAAUGUCCAAGAGCCUGAAAAGGAAAAACCACUGGACAAACAAAGUCCACGAGUGUGUGAUUGAGAGGGGCCAGGAAGGGGAGCUGGGCUUUGAGAUCAGAGGGGGAGCAGAGAGUGGGCACUUCCCCUACCUUGGAGAGGUAAAGCCUGGCAAGGUGUCUUAUCAGAGUGGCAAGCUAGUGCCAGAGGAACUAGUCCUAGAGGUGAAUGAGACCCCAGUGGCCGGACUUACUAUCAGGGAUGUACUGGCUGUCGUCAAACACUGUAAGGAGCCCAUUAGGAUCAAAUGUGUGAAACAAGGAGGAAUCGUUGAUAAAGACCUUCGCCGCUACCUCAAUUUAAGAUUCCAGAAGGGUUCAGUAGAUCAUGAACUACAACAGAUAAUAAGAGACAACCUCUACCUCCGGACAGUGCCAUGUACCACCAGACAGCCUAAAGAAGGGGAGGUGCCUGGAGUGGACUACAACUUUAUCACUGUGGAAGCUUUUAUGGAAUUAGAGAAAAGUGGAGCUCUCUUGGAAAGUGGAACUUAUGAAGAAAAUUACUACGGAACUCCAAAGCCUCCUGCUGAACCUGCUCCACUUUUAUUAAAUGCAACAGACCAUAUUUUUCCUGGUGGCAUUCCAAGAGUUGAGGGAAAACGUAAACGCAAUAAGUCUGUAAGCAACAUGGAGAAAACAGGGAUUGAGCCUCCAGAAGAAGAGGAAGAAGAGAGGCCUGUGGUAAAUGGAAAUGGUGUUGCAGUGACCCCAGAAUCAAGUGAACAUGAAGAUAAGAGUACAGAUGCCUCAGGUGAGAUCUCUUCCCUGCCUUACACUGCUCCGCUGUACUGCCAUUCAGAAGAAAAGGAAGGCACAGACACAAUCAAGAUCCUAAAGCCUGAUGACGCUGAUGAGCUGGGGUCUUUGCCUGAUAACUGGGAAAUGGCAUAUACAGAAAAAGGAGAAGUCUACUUUAUUGACCACAACACAAAGACAACGUCAUGGCUGGAUCCACGGUUAGCAAAAAAAGCAAAGCCUCCAGAAGAGUGCAAAGAGAAUGAGUUACCUUAUGGCUGGGAGAAAAUCGAUGAUCCAAUAUAUGGCACGUAUUAUGUUGAUCACAUAAACAGAAGAACUCAGUUUGAAAACCCAGUAUUAGAAGCAAAAAGAAAGCUUCAGCAGCACAGUAUGCCCUCAACAGAACUGGGAACCCAGCCGAUGCAGCCCCAAGUAUUUAGAGAAAAGCCACUGUUUACCCGUGAUGCAUCACAACUAAAGGGAACUUUUCUAAGUACCAUACUGAAGAAGAGUAAUAUGGGUUUUGGAUUUACCAUCAUUGGAGGAGAUGAACCAGAUGAGUUUCUGCAGGUAAAGAGUGUAAUCCCUGAAGGCCCAGCUGCACAGGAUGGUAAAAUGGAGACAGGUGAUGUAAUUGUCUAUAUAAAUGAAGCGUGUGUGCUUGGGUACACACAUGCGGAUGUGGUCAAAAUUUUCCAGUCUGUUCCCAUUGGGCAAAGUGUCAACUUGGUGCUAUGUCGAGGAUAUCCCCUACCCUACGACCCAGAAGAUUCUGCAAACAACUUGGUAUCACCUUUAGCAGUCAUUGAAAGGCCGCCAGUGGUUGUAAAUGGAAGAAAUAACUAUGAAACUUAUUUGGAAUACAUUUCUAGGACGUCACAAUCAGUACCAGAUGUAGCAGAACGACCAUUGCCUUCUUUGCACUCUGUUCCAACAGACAGUCCGCUUGAAAAUACAUUUCCACCGCCUCCACCUACACAUGAUGAUAAUGUAUCAAUGGCUUCUUCUGGAGCCACACAAGCAGAACUUAUGACCUUAACCAUUGUGAAAGGGGCACAGGGCUUUGGCUUCACAAUAGCAGACAGUCCAACAGGACAGCGAGUGAAGCAGAUUUUAGAUGUUCAGGGAUGCCCUGGUUUGUUUGAAGGGGACCUUAUAGUUGAGAUCAACCAGCAGAAUGUACAGAAUUUGAACCACUUAGAAGUUGUGGAGUUACUUAAAGAAUGUCCUGUUGGAAAUGAGACUUCUUUGGUGAUCCAGAGAGGAGGUUUCUUUUCUCCGUGGAAAAGUUCCAAGCCUAUAAUGGAAAGAUGGGAAAACCAAGGAAGCCCUCAGACUAGUUUAUCAGCACCUUCCUUACCACCAAAUGUCCCUUUUGCUCCAAUGCUACAUAGGAGUUCAUUUCCCGAUUCCACAGAGGCCUUUGACCCUAGAAAACCUGACCCCUAUGAACUAUAUGAAAAAUCAAGAGCAAUUUAUGAAAGUAGGCAGCAAGUGCCGCCCAGGACUGGUUUCAGAGUGGAUGGAGUUGGCCCUGACUAUAAGGAGUUGGAUGUUCAUCUUCGGCGCCAAGAAUCUGGAUUUGGGUUCAGAAUCCUUGGAGGAGAUGAACCUGGCCAGCCUAUUUUAAUUGGAGCUGUAAUAGCGAUGGGCUCUGCAGACAGAGAUGGACGCCUACGCCCUGGCGAUGAGUUGUUAUACGUAGAUGGAAUCCCAGUUGCUGGAAAAACCCACCGAUAUGUGAUUGAUCUUAUGCAUAAUGCUGCUCGGAAUGGACAGGUCAACCUUACUGUGAGACGAAAGGUGCUAUCUAUAGCAGAUACAUGUCCAGAAAAUGGCAGGAGUCCUGGCUCUGCCUCAACACAACACAGUUCUCCCCGAAGUGAUUCUGCUUAUCCAAACAGCAACCAUUCUGCACCAUGCAAUCCUUCUCCACCAGAGGGUUUCACGUCACAAAGCAUGCAGUCCAGUGAUGUGGUUAUACAUCGAAAGGAGAAUGAAGGAUUUGGUUUUGUCAUAAUAAGUUCUUUGAACAGACCAGAAUCAGGCGCAACAAUUGCUGUGCCACAUAAAAUCGGACGAAUUAUUGAAGGAAGCCCUGCAGAUCGCUGUGGAAAGCUAAAAGUCGGAGACCGGAUCUUAGCUGUGAAUAGCCAAUCUAUUAUCAACAUGCCUCAUGCAGAUAUUGUAAAGCUGAUUAAGGAUGCAGGGCUGAGUGUAACACUUUGUAUCGUUCCUCAGGAGGAAUUAAACAGUCCAGCUUCAGCACCAAGCUCAGAAAAACAGAGUCCUAUGGCACAGCAGCACAGCCCAAUGGCACAGCAGAGCCCCGUAGCUCAGCAAAGUCCUGUGGCACACUCACUGCCCCCUCAACCACUACAGUUGCAAGGCCAUGAGAGCAGCUAUAGGUCAGAAGUAAAAGCAAGGCAAGAUGUAAAACCAGACAUCAGGCAACCACCAUUUACAGAUUAUCGCCAGCCAUCAACGGACUAUAGGCAGCCUCCUGUAGAUUACAGACAUCCUCCAGUAGUGGAUUACCAGCAGCCUCCUCCUAUAGACUACAGACAGCCACCUUUAAUAGAGUACAGGCAACAUUCUCCCGAUACUCGGCAAUUUCCUCUCCCUGAUUACCGACAAUUUCAGGAUUAUGAUUAUUUUACUGUUGAACUGGAAAAGGGUGCUAAGGGUUUUGGAUUUAGUAUACGAGGAGGAAGAGAAUACAAGAUGGAUUUGUAUGUGUUAAGGCUGGCAGAAGAUGGCCCUGCAAUAAGAAAUGGACGAAUGAGGGUUGGUGAUCAAAUCAUAGAAAUCAAUGGGGAAAGCACAAGAGACAUGACACAUGCCAGAGCAAUAGAACUCAUUAAAUCAGGAGGAAGAAGAGUAAAGCUUUUACUGAAGCGUGGAACAGGUCAUGUUCCUGAGUAUGACGAACCAAACUCCUGGAGUUCUCCCUCUACCACCUCCCCAGGGCCGGAAGUAGGUGUUUCCCUUGAUGACAUAAUUGCACCAUUAUCUUCAUCACAUUCAGCCUUGCCCUUUGACCCUACUCACCAGAUACACCCAGAGCCAGCAUGGGAUAUCUACAGGGAACAAGAUAUUGGAAAACCAAAGGAGAAUGCUGCAAAUGGUUAUAAAAAGAAAAGACUGGGAGAGUCGAGGGAGAGGUCAGCAAGCCCUAAGAAAGUAGACCGAUCAAUGCGUGAAGAGAAUUUCAAAAAGGAAUUUCAGGAAAGCAAACAGAAAAGAGCAGAAAAUAGCAAAACCACCUCAGUGGGCAAAGUGACUGUAAAAAGGGUGUUAAUCGAAGAAGAUUGUGGAUAUUCUACAACCGGUGAUAGUGGAGGUCGGACAUCCUGGUCCGCUGAAACAAAAAGCGAAGGAACUUUAUGUGCAAAAGACGUACACAAAGAUGCAACCAGUGAGAAAAAGUCAGUGUCAGGUCUUGAGCAAAGCAAGUCAGAUCCUAGUGUCAUCUCCAAGGUGUACAGUAGCAAUAUAACCAGCUCUCGAGCGAGUGCCAUGGACCAAGAUGAGAGAGAUGCUGCAGCUAAAUGCAAUGACCUUCAAAAAGAAGGGCCCCUCCAUUCCACCAACACUCGCAGUGUCAGCACUGCAGCUCGGAAAGCAACAGUCUCACCAGGACCGUGGAAAAUUCCUGGCUCUGAUAAGCUACCUAGUACCCUGAAAUAUGGCACUUCAGCCUUGAGUAGAUAACUGAAUAUGAGGCUGUUUCCCUUUAACUGUUUCAUGUAGACACAGAACAUUAUUCUUGCUUUUUCUCAAAUAAUUUAAUUUUUUAUUUAUUUUAACUCACAAGUAUUUACAUACACAAAGCAUCUUGGACCUGGAGCAUAUAUUUUAUAAUGCUGUGAGUUUAUGCACACUGUCUAACAAUUUCAAAGAAGCAAACACAGUUCUUGUAAAUUCAUACAUCUGUAUCUGUAGCUAACAGGGCAUUUGUUUGAGCUCUAUUAGCUAUGGAAGAACCAAAACAACAUGAAGUGUGCCUGGGGCGGACAGUGCAGUGAAACUGUUAGCAAUUUUCCCACUGUAUGAAGGAUAUGGAAUACACUCCAGUCUGUAGCAAACUAAAGGACACAUUUAAAGUAAUCAGCAAACUGGAACAUUGCCUUAAAUAAAACUGCACUGAGUAAGAUGAAGGAGAGAAUGAAUUAUGCCUUGCAAUUCGACAUUGGUAUUGUAAAUAUAGAGCUAGCAACAUAUCUAGACAGGGGUUAAGGUAUUUCUCCAAUGCUUUUGGAACUGGACAUCAAAUUGUGUCCACACUGAACAUAUCUACAUUAACCCGCCUGAUACAAGUAGCAUAUUAAACGUGCUGCUCAUUACUUUGGAAACAGUGUUCUCAUGUGGCUCCAUUUUAAUGCUAUAUUUUUGUGAAUAACCCAUCUUUUUAUGUACCUAUCAGUAUAGUGAAGAUAAAAAUGUUUUCUUGAGAAAUGGUUUGUUCCACUAGAAACUGUAUAUGGUAGUACAUUCAAGAUGUAAUGCCUUGAAUGGGGUGCCCAGUCAAAAUCCCAAUUCUCAAAUUUCUAAGCUUUUAUUUGAUCAAAAUAUAUUUUAAAUAUGCACUGUUAUGUAUAGUUAAACUGACUUACAGCCUGAUAAAGGAGCUUAAGGUACCUGUAAAUUAGAAUGACCAGAUGUAUAGCUAGAUUUGACCGAAGGAUAUAAGCAAUACUAGUGGUAUUUUCAGCAGGUAAACUUUCAAACUGAAGGGUCAGUUUUUAAUGUCCAAAAUGUAAGAACUGUAAUCAGCAAGUUCUCUCCCACCAGAGGGAAAAUACCUUUUGUGAAACACAAUGAGGUUUUAUUAAGUCUCAUAUAACUUCACAUAUAGAACCAGGUUCUAGGCCAUGAAAACCCUGAUUUGCCAGACCAUCAUAUGUACUCACUCCCCUCUUGCCUUAGACUCCUCCAAAAUGUAAGUAGAAGGAUUAAGACAUGGGAUAUCACAACUGCACUUUCAGAGCAUUCACUAUAUUUAUAAUGCGGUCAAAAACAAUUUAUUAUUGAAAAACAUAUUUUCAUUAGUAUAUAAUACUUAAAUAUAUGAAAUAUAUAUAAAAAGAAAACAUCUGAAAAGAAACAAAGGUGUUUUUCAUUACACAGUACUAAUCAUGCUUUUAAAACCCUCACUUUUUUCUCAUCUGUCUGCAAUUACUUUGGACAUCAUGAAUUUUCUAGUUGUUUUGAAGAAGCGAGUCGCCAAUACAUUUUUCUUAGACAUGUUUGUCUUUCUAAAAAAACACUAUUUGAUUGCUAGUAUAAAUAAGACUUUUUGCUGCUUAAAGAAAAAAAAUCUCCAUCGACAAUAUGAAAGCACAAAUACAGAGCAUUUUGAAGUUGUUUAUAUGCCCAGCUCCUGCCUGUAGCUUUCAUAGUAGGAGGUUACAUUUACCUUGCAGAAUCUGGUUUGGGAAAAUGCUUCUGUAGUAUAAGUGCACGUCCCAAAUAUUCCUAUUUCUGAUUUUCCAGAUGUGAACAAGGUUAAAAGAAAAUUUUCAAAUAAGGUUACACUUGCAUAAAUCAACCUCCCACAGGCGACUCUGACCUGUUAUAGCAACUGUUUUAUUGCAUUGUUGUAAUCAACAACCUGUACGAAGAGCUCACCAUCAGAUUUCCAUUCCAGAGAAUAUUCUGUGUAGUGUUAGCUGUGAAUUUACCUUGUACAGCUGUAUCUCUAUAAAUAUAAUUCCAUGUAUUAAUAGUCACAGAAAGGCUGUAAGUGAGCAACUAUUUUUAUGAAACGCACCACUAUGGUUAAAUUAACUUUUACAUAAAUCUUGUUUACUGUAUGAUACUCUAAAACACUGUCAAAUAAAGUAUAUAUCCAGUAUCAAAA
Molecule: messenger RNA, 6993 nt
Organism: Xenopus tropicalis (tropical clawed frog)
Lineage: Eukaryota; Metazoa; Chordata; Amphibia; Anura; Pipidae
Gene: magi2
Product: membrane associated guanylate kinase, WW and PDZ domain containing 2
Exons: 22
Coding region: 354-4844 (1496 amino acids)
Cellular component (GO): cytoplasm; late endosome; plasma membrane
Molecular function (GO): transferase activity; ATP binding; nucleotide binding
Source: RefSeq, a predicted model, not a curated record